Molecule: messenger RNA, 574 nt
Organism: Linum tenue
Lineage: Eukaryota; Viridiplantae; Streptophyta; Magnoliopsida; Malpighiales; Linaceae
Source: the annotation of a GenBank genome assembly
GGAGUGUGAAAUGACGCAAUCACCUAACUUAUAUUGAAAUUUGUUUUUAACCUGUAUAUGUGUACCAACCGAAAAACAUCCCUAAUUCUUAUUCUUUCUCCCUUCGACGGUCGAGCAUUCCUCCUCGUCAAUCGUCAUUCACCCUACCCACCAUCGUUCAGCACCAUCUUCGACGGCACCCACCAAGCUGCUCCUAUGGCGCUUAGCUACAUAUCCGACGCCAACUACUCCACCGGUUCCCAGCUACUCCUCGACAGCGGCAGGCUUCGGUGGGUGAGAACGAGAUUCUCCGUGCUCCGCCAAUUGCCAUCCAAACCCUUUCUCGGCUGCAAUCCCAAAUCCACUAUUUUAACCCUAAUUAUUGUGAGAACCCCAAAAUUCUUAUUCUUUUGAAACCCAAUGGAGGAGCAAUGAGGUUUGAGGGGGCUGAGUCAGAAAGAGCGCAGACGGAAGGAGAUUCGAAACGACAGGAAGAUGGAUUCUUCGGGGCCUUGCGGUUUCGCCAUAGGGAGGGAGCCUCUUGAAAGUCGGAUACGUUUUCAUGACUACAGGGAAGGGAUAAUAAGAGCAAGGC